GCGCGGCAGCCACCCGGGGCCAUGGCCAGCACCGCCGUGCAGCUGCUGGGCUUCCUGCUCAGCUUCCUGGGCCUGGUGGGCACGCUCAUCACCACCAUCCUGCCGCACUGGCGCAGGACGGCGCACGUGGGCACCAACAUCCUGACGGCCGUGUCCUACCUGAAGGGGCUGUGGAUGGAGUGCGUGUGGCACAGCACGGGCAUCUACCAGUGCCAGAUCUACCGCUCGCUGCUGGCGCUGCCCAGUGACCUGCAGGCGGCCCGCGCGCUCAUGGUCAUCUCCUGCCUGCUGUCGGGCGCCGCCUGCGCCUGCGCCGUCAUCGGCAUGAAGUGCACGCGCUGCGCCAAGGGCACGCCGGCCAAGACCACCUUUGCCAUCCUGGGCGGUGUGCUCUUCAUCCUGGCCGGCCUGCUCUGCAUGGUGGCUGUCUCCUGGACCACCAACGACGUGGUGCAGAACUUCUACAACCCGCUGCUGCCCAGCAGCAUGAAGUACGAGAUUGGGCAGGCCCUGUACCUCGGCUUCAUCUCCUCGUCCCUGUCCAUCAUCGGCGGCACCCUGCUCUGCCUGUCCUGCCAGGACGAGGCGCCCUCCAGGCCCUACCCCGCCCCACCCAGGGCCACCACGGCCACGGCCACGGUGCCCUCCUACCGGCCACCUGCUGCCUACAAGGAUAACCGGGCCCCCUCGGUCAUCUCAGCCACGCACAGCGGUUACAGGCUAAGUGACUACGUGUGA
Messenger RNA from Artibeus jamaicensis (Jamaican fruit-eating bat), 738 nucleotides. It is a transcript of the gene CLDN14, whose product is annotated as claudin 14. The transcript has a single exon. Gene Ontology annotation, cellular component: plasma membrane; bicellular tight junction. Gene Ontology annotation, biological process: cell adhesion; bicellular tight junction assembly. Gene Ontology annotation, molecular function: structural molecule activity. Lineage: Eukaryota; Metazoa; Chordata; Mammalia; Chiroptera; Phyllostomidae. Bases 22 to 738 code for a protein of 238 amino acids. The record is from RefSeq and is a predicted model, not a curated record.